AUGGUGUACGCUGGCGGCCUCGUGGAGGUACCGCGGACAGCGGACGUGUCUGGAAAUGCGGUGGGCGCCCGGGUGCCCCCGUCUUGCUUGGCGAAGUGUUGCUUUCCCUCUUGUGCCAUAUCUGGGUACGAGACGGGUGAUCCCCUGGAUGGUUGCUGUCAGGGCAAGGCGUGCUGCGCUCUGAUCCUUGAGGCGGCUGGCGGAUUAUGUUGUUUAGGCUGCCUUGUGAGCCUUCUCUGUUGGCGGCCAGACCCGGCCAACAUCAAGGGCGACGGCACGCAGCGCACGAUGAACAACAAGUGCCUGGCAGGCUGCUGCCUCGGCUACUUUGCCAUCGCGUUCUGGGAGAGCGGGGACUUUUGCUGCACGCCGGACGGCAGGUGCACCUGGAUCGACGGGGACACGUUCAUGGGGUGCAUCCUGCACUGGGUCCCCUACCUCCUCGGCUUUGGCCCGCUGGACUCGUGCUACGUUUGUUGCUGCUGGGUGCAGCAGGGCAUGGCGUGGGCGGCCCAGCCGGCCGUGGUGGGCCAGCCCGUCGCCGCCCAGCGGCCCGUGGUGGCCGGCGCCGUGGUCGCUCCCAGCAGCAACAGCACCCCCUCCGGGUACGAGAUGCCCAAGUGA
This is a messenger RNA of Prorocentrum cordatum, 624 nucleotides long. Lineage: Eukaryota; Dinophyceae; Prorocentrales; Prorocentraceae. The record is from the annotation of a GenBank genome assembly.